Dothidotthia symphoricarpi CBS 119687 is the source of this 813-nucleotide messenger RNA. RefSeq lists its product as uncharacterized. Gene Ontology annotation, molecular function: protein binding. The transcript has 2 exons. The annotation marks the transcript as partial. Lineage: Eukaryota; Fungi; Ascomycota; Dothideomycetes; Pleosporales; Dothidotthiaceae. The record is from RefSeq and is a predicted model, not a curated record.
UCGCGUAGCCUGCUUGCUUCUGGCAAGUAUUCAGAUUUCGUCAUCACCUGUGGUAGCGACACAUACAACGUACAUAAAAGUGUUGUAUGUACUCGGUCUGGAUUUUUCGAGCGCGCUGAGCGUUUCGCUGUUGGAAAGGUAAGUCAGGCUGAGGCAGCCGAAAGCAAGGUUGACCUACCGGAGGACGAACCUCCAGAUGUCAAGUUACUCAUCCAGUAUAUGUAUGAGAGCGAAUACGAACCGACUCUCGAAAGCAUGACGGAGCAGCUGUCAACCUUUCAGGGGGUGAAGAAACUUGGCUACCACUACCAGUUUCCUCACACAUGCACACCUCCCAACUGCCCGGACGAAUAUAUGGUGUGUCCACACCAUGAGUGCAGGCCGAAUAGUUGCAAUGAAAAUUGUGUCAAGUUUGUCUGUGCUAUGUGUUGCCAAAGCACGACGGCGAAACCUGGAUCUGCAUCGCAAAUCCUGCUUCAUGCUAAGAUGUAUGAGUUCGCAGACAAAUAUGAUGUAAGUGGCCUCAAGGAACUUGCACGCGAGAAGUUCUCAAGCGCCUGCCUUCGCUACUGGGACAGCGACUAUUUCGCCCCGGCUGCUCACCAUGCCUUCUCAACCACGCCCGAAGAGGACAAGGGGCUCAGGGAUAUUGUUAUCAGCACGGUCUCAAAUCACAUGGACGUUCUCAACAAACCCGCGAUGGAGGCAGUUUUGAAUGAGUUCAAUGCCCUCUCGGUGGGUUUGCUCAAAAUGCAUGCGAAAGAUCUAGGUUGGACGCUACCUCCUGCUCCAAUCAUGAUAACUCGUGUAUAA